Molecule: messenger RNA, 1697 nt
Organism: Strongylocentrotus purpuratus (purple sea urchin)
Lineage: Eukaryota; Metazoa; Echinodermata; Echinoidea; Camarodonta; Strongylocentrotidae
Product: alkaline serine exoprotease A
Exons: 8
Coding region: 35-1171 (378 amino acids)
Biological process (GO): proteolysis
Molecular function (GO): serine-type endopeptidase activity
Source: RefSeq, a predicted model, not a curated record
AUUGUUGAGUUACCAUACCGCAUUUUAAGUCACCAUGAGGUUCGUCAUCCUACUUUUCUUCCUCGUAACCACGGGGGUUACCAUGGCAACACACUUCUACAAAGCUGAUGUAGACGCCAUCGAUGAUCAGUUCAUCGUUGUCUUAAAGGAUGGAAUCGAACUUGAACCAGUUAUUCACAAGUUUCUAGCUGACACCCACUCCGAAAGCAUCCUGGCAUCCAUCAAGCUACGCUACCAGAAUCUUCUCACUGGGUUCGUUACCAAGGUUACGGAUAGGAGCCGCGCCUUGCAACUGUUGAUGGCCCUACCUGGGGUUGACUACAUUGAACAGGAUAAAAUAAUUCGAGCCAAUGCGGUAGCUGGAUCAUGGGGAGUUGAUAGAAUCGACCAAAGAGACUUGCCACUUAAUGAUGACAUGACUAUUAAUAGCUAUGGAAAGGAUGUCAAUGUGUACAUCAUCGAUACCGGUAUCAACCCAGACCAUGAGGACUUCGGAGGUCGGGGAAUGCCCGUCAUGGACUUCGUUGAGCCAGACAAUGGAGCUAUCGACUGUAACGGACAUGGAACCCACUGUGCAGGUACGGUGGGUAGCAACACCUAUGGUAUCGCACGUGAAGCCAACCUUUAUGGUAUCAGAAUCCUGAGUUGCAGUGGUUCUGGAGCCGUCAGCUCAUCAGUUGCAGCAUUGGAUUGGGUAGCUGUAGAGGGAAAGAGGCCAGCAGUAGCGUCAAUGUCCUAUGGAGGGUUCUACUCACCAACUGAGAUGCGUGCUGCGGAGAGGGCCAAGGAAAUGGGCGUGGUCCUGGUGGCUGCCGCUGGAAAUAGUAAUGACGAUGCCUGUUUCUCAUCCCCAGCUGGAAGCCCUGAUGUGAUUACCGUUGGUUCCUCAGACAGUCAAGAUAGUCGUUCCUCCUUCUCCUGUUAUGGAAGAUGCGUCCAACUCUUCGCCCCAGGCUCCAGCAUCACCAGCCUGGCCCACGACUCGAACGAUGGAACCAAAACCUACAGUGGGACGAGCAUGGCAUGCCCCCAUGUUGCCGGCAUUGCAGCCGUACUGCUAGGCCAGGGUUACUCAGCUCAACAGGUCUAUGAGAAGAUUGUCAGUUCUGCAACCUUUGGCAAGAUUGCCAACCCUAACGGAACCCCUAACCUGCUGGCCUAUCUCGAUUAAAUCCAUCUGCUGACAAUAAAGAAUUAUGUCGCUUUUGAAUUUCCUCCAUUGUAAUGCUAAUCACAAUUGACUAAAAUUGUCAUUAAAAGGUCUAAAACACAACCGCAGAAUAAACAACGGUAAGUUUUAUAAACGUGAGUGCUGUCACAACAAAUUGAUGGCAUUCUAGUGAAUUUUUUGCACAAAUUAAGUACUCAAACAGUAUUCGUGAGAUAAAAGAGCAUUUGAAUUUCAACAGGUUUAUAAAGUUCGUAGAUUGAAUUCCUCUUGGUACAGAUGAGGUUGAAUAAACAAACGACCUUUAGUCAUAAGCAUAAUUCUAAGUACUUUUCUUUCAAAUGCGUUAAAUAGAGCGAGACCUUAAACAAACGCGACAUAAUACAUGGUUGUAUACUGUGAGAAAUAUUUUACUGAUCGAUGGAUCGAGGUGCUGGAUUGCGAAUCAUUUCAAGGAUAUCUGGUUUGAUCCAUGGACUCAUGUGUAUUGUUUUGUGUGAACAAUAAAGGAAAUCAAUGAUGAAAGGCA